Molecule: messenger RNA, 9340 nt
Organism: Cavia porcellus (domestic guinea pig)
Lineage: Eukaryota; Metazoa; Chordata; Mammalia; Rodentia; Caviidae
Gene: Nsd2
Product: nuclear receptor binding SET domain protein 2
Exons: 22
Coding region: 2937-7037 (1366 amino acids)
Cellular component (GO): nucleus
Molecular function (GO): histone methyltransferase activity
Source: RefSeq, a predicted model, not a curated record
UUUAAUCGGUACCGGGGAUCGAACGAUUGCAUGCUUGCAAGGCAUGUGCUUAUGCCACUGAGCUAAAUCCCCAAUCCCCUUGUCCUUUUCCCUUUUUCUACUUUCUCAUCUCACUAUCCAUUUUUCCUGACAUUUUUUCUUUUUUUCUCCUUCCUUCCUUUCUUUCUUUCUGUACUGGCGAUUGAACCCAUGACCUUGUGUUUGCCAAGCAGGCAUUUACACCACUGAGCUAAACCCUCGGCCUGUUCUUAUAUCUUUUUUCUUAUAUCUCUUUUUCCCUUGGUAAUAGGGGUUGAACCCAUGGCCUUCACACUGAGCUACAUUCCCAGUUCUUUUAAAAAUUCUUAUUUUGUUAUCUUCCUUUUUUUUUUUUUUUUUUUAACUUGAAACAGGGUCUUGUUGCCAAAUUGCCCAGGCUGGGUUUGAACUCAUGGUCCUCUUGCCUCAGCCUCCCAGGGCACAUCUGAUAGCUUCUUCCUGUCUGUCUUCUCUUCUUGGCAAGCCUGUAGGAGACCCAUAGUAUCUAGCCAUUUCUUGUCUCCUUAUCAACUAUGAAUGUUUUGGAGAUUGCUGAAAUUUUUAACUGCUUUGGAAAUAUUUUUACAUUUUCAUAGUAUUUCUUUGAAACUGUGAGAACUUCCACAUGGCUCAAGUUAAAAUAUGGUAACACAGUCUCCCUGCUGAGCUGGGGCCUCUUGGUGACAGAGCAUACGUCCUUCCAAGCUGCAGAAGACAUAGGCUAAGCCCACAGACCAGAGUUCUCUCUACACUGUUCUUCACCCACCCAGCCAGAGCCAGAGCCAGAGCCGUCCGGGACCCACACCUCCCAAGGAAGAGGGUGCAUUGGUUGAGGAUGGGCAUGCUCUUUCUGAGAUCCUUCCCAUUCUCUAUUCUGUGCCACAUCCUCCAAGGUCCUGGUGCUCUGCUUUCAAAUUCAGGCUCCUCAGGGAGCCUGGUGGUUCUCUGCUUGGGGACCUGACUGGGGCUCUGCCUGUGCUUGAAAGACACAGAGGACCUCAACUUGGUAGUCGGUUGCAGCCCCAUCCCUAUCAGCGUGAGCCCUGUGAUGUCUGUCUUUGGCAUGCAUUGGUGGCGCAGGGUUGGCUAUUGUGGAUACUAAGCUGGUGCAGCCUGCAGAGCAGGUGCCCUCUUGCAUUUGGAAAGGUACAUUGUACUCUCAGUAUAGCUCAGCUGAAAACAGGGAAACAUGUUACAGCUGUGUGACCGAGAUAGCUUAAUGUUUAUAGUACCUCUCAUUCAGCAGUCAACAGAAGAGGUGGGUUUUUAAAAAUUUUUUUGGCAGUGCUGGGGAUCCAUCCCAGGGCUGCACGUGUGCUUGGCAAGUGCUCGCCCUUGAGCUGCACCCCAAGCCCUGGACAUCCUUUUAGCAAGAUACAGUUUGUCAUUUAUAAACCAUUUCAUGGCUGCAGUUCAGUGGUUUUUAAUAUAUUCAGUGUUGUGCAACCAUCACCACUACCUAAUUCCUAAACAUUUUCAUCAUCCCAGUAAGAAACCCUCUGCCAUUACACAGUCACUUCCUACCCCUUCCCCCGCUGCCCUAGCAUCGACUCUGCUUUUUAGCUUUAUGGAUUUGCCUGUUUGGGACAUUUCAUAUAAAUGGGGUAUGAGUGGUUGUGUCUGGCUUCCUUCCCUUAGCGUGAUUUUUUUCUUUGGGUACCGGGAGUCGAACACACAAUCUGAUGCUCACCAUUGAUUUUUUUCUUUUUGUUUUAGCUUGAUGUUUUGAGGUUCAUCCCUGUCACAGCCUAACAUGGUACACCUCGUGCAUUAUGGGCGAGUAACCCCCUUUGUGUGGAUAGAUCAAAUCUGUUUACCAUUCCUCAGUCUACAGACAUUCAGGUGGCCUGUGCUGUCAGAAUGGUGAAUGCCACUGUGGAUGCUACUGUGCAUACCCUUGUGAGCCCAUGCUUUCUGCUGGUUGGCGGGUGCUUAGGAGUGGGCUUGCCAAGGCACAUUGCCAUCUGGCUAACUUUCUGGGGAGCUGUUGGACUCUUUCAAGCAAUUGCACAAUUUAACGUCCCUACCAGCAGCGCCUGAGGGGGACUAGGACUUGACAUAUUUCCUUAAGAGUAUAUAGAGUAAGCCAGGCAUGGUGGCACAUGCUUGUAAUUGUGGCACCCAGGAGGCUGAGGCAGGAGGAGUGCCAUGAGUGAGGCCAGCCUGAUCUACAUUGAGAAACCAUGUCUCAGGCAACCCAAAGCAAACCAAACCAAAACAAGAAAUCACAGAGUAUAAUGGGAAAAACUCACCAAUUGGGAAAAGGGAGUGUAUGAGCUUAUGCACCAUCAGGUGAAGAUGGAUCUGAAGGAGGAAAGCAAAGUUUCACAGGCUAAACAAAAACGGAAGUAGGCCAGUUACACAGUUCUUCCUGUGGGUGUGUUCCUACAGGAUAAGCACACUUGCUGUGGGGGAAUCUGAGCUUUUUUUAAGGGUAAACUUAGGAGAAAAUGUUGGAGUAACAGUGGUCAAAGCCUGGUACCUUGUUACUAGCAAACGCUACUCCAUUCCUUGGAGGUCACUUUGUCCUAAAGAACAGAGGUUCUACUGACUUUCAGCUGUGGCUGCGCCAGAAUGAGUGUUGGGUAGAUUGGGGUGAGAUGUGAGAAAAUAGAGGAAGCUCAGGUGUGUGUAAAUUGUGUUUUGCAAGCUUAGGUUUUCAGCUGAUAUCUGUCAUCAGCUGCUAGAGGAGGGCUCGGUGCUUGACCUGUCUCACCACCUGGCUCUGGGGCUAGUUCUGCAGCCCUCCCCACAGUGUCGGGAUCUUCCCAAGGGGACUGUGGUUGGAGUCACAGAAUGCGAGGUUGGCUGUGGCUGACAUCUAGCGAAAGGGAGGCCUCCAGAGUAAAGGGUGAUUUUCCUGCUCCCUCCUGCCUUCCUCUUUUUCCGUGUUCUAAGAACUGACACGUCUCAGCUGGAUGGAAUUUAGCAUCAAAAAAGGUCCUCUUUCUGUGCAGAAAGUUGUAAAGUGCAUAAAGAUGAAGCAGGCACCAGAAAUCCUUGGCAGUACCAAUGGAAAGACUCAGAACUGUGAAGUGAAUCGUGACUGUUCUGUAUUCCUCAGCAAAGCUCAGCUUUCUAACAGCCUACAGGAGGGGGUCAUGCAGAAGUUUAAUGGCCAUGACGCGCUUCCCUUUAUUCCAGCCGAGAAGCUGAAAGAUCUUACUUCCUGUGUGUUUAAUGGCGAACCUGGUGCUCCUGAUGCCAAAUUGUGUUUUGAGUCCCAGGAAGCAAAAGGAAUUGGAACACCACCCAACACUACUCCUAUCAAAAAUGGCUCUCCAGAAAUCAAGCUAAAGAUCACCAAAACAUACAUGAAUGGGAAACCUCUUUUCGAAUCUUCUAUCUGUGGUGAUAGUACUGCUGAUGUGUCUCAGUCAGAAGAAGAUGGGCAGAAAUCAGAGAGCAAGGUGAGGAGGAGCAGAAAGAGAAGCAUAAAGUAUGACUCCUUACUGGAGCAAGGCCUCGUGGAAGCAGCUCUGGUGUCCAAGAUCUCGAGUCCUGCAGAUAAGAAGAUUCCAGUUAAGAAAGAGUCCUGUCCAAACACUGGCAGAGACAAAGAUCACCUGUUGAAAUACAAUGUGGGUGACUUGGUGUGGUCCAAAGUGUCGGGUUAUCCUUGGUGGCCUUGCAUGGUUUCUGUUGAUCCACUCCUCCACAGCUACACCAAACUUAAAGGUCAAAAGAAGAGCGCACGCCAGUAUCACGUACAGUUCUUUGGUGAUGCCCCAGAAAGAGCGUGGAUAUUUGAGAAGAGCCUUGUUGCUUUUGAAGGAGAAGGACAGUUUGAAAAGUUAUGCCAGGAAAGUGCCAGGCAGGCACCCACAAAAGCCGAGAAAAUCAAGCUGCUGAAACCUAUUUCCGGGAAGCUGAGGGCUCAGUGGGACAUGGGCAUCAUUCAGGCAGAGGAGGCUGCUGGCAUGUCGGUGGAGGAGCGCAAGGCCAAAUUCACUUUCCUCUAUGUGGGGGACCAGCUGCACCUCAACCCCCAGGUAGCCAGGGAGGCUGGCAUUGCCACCGAGGGCUCUGGAGAAGCGGCAGAGCCCACUGGGGUCAGGGACGUGGCUGCCACAGACCCCUGGGCUGCGCGAGAGGAGGGCGUGCCCGUGAAAAGGAGGCGCAGAGCCAAGCAGGCGAGCUGUGCUGAGAGCCAGGAGAGCGAUGCCGGCCCGGAGACUAGCACUCCACAGAAGUCUACAGAGGUUGAGUCCAAAAGAGGAGUUGGGUCUCCCCCUGGAAGGAAGAAGGUCUCGGCCUCUACUCCACGCAGCAGGAAGGGAGAUGCAGCAUCUCAGUUUUUAGUUUUCUGUCAGAAGCAUCGGGAUGAGGUCAUUGCUGAGCACCCAGAUGCAUCAGGCGAGGAGAUUGAAGAAUUGCUGGGGUCCCAGUGGAACAUGCUCAAUGAGAAACAGAAAGCUCGCUAUAACACCAAAUUUGCCCUUGUGACCUCAGCCCCUUCUGAAGAAGAUCCUGGUAAUGUAAAUGGGAAAAAAAGAAAUCACGCAAAGAGGACAGAGAACCCUCCAGAAGAUGUUGCUGUUGAGGAUGCACCCAGAAAGAGACUCAGGACUGACAAGCACAGUCUUCGGAAGAGAGAGAUGAGCACUGACAAGAUGGCCAGGACAAGCGCUUACAAGGCUAUGGAGGCAGCCUCCUCACUCAAGAGCCAGGCAGUGACGAAAAAUCUAUCUGAUGCGUGCAAACCACUGAAGAAGCGAAAUCGGGCUUCUGCAGCAGCGUCUUCUACUCUUGGGUUUAGCAAAAGUUCAUCUCCUUCUGCAUCCUUAACUGAGAAUGAGGUCUCAGACAGCCCGGGAGAUGAGCCCUCAGAGUCCCCCUAUGAAAGUGCUGAUGAAACGCAGACCGAAGUGUCCAUCUCAUCUAAAAAAUCUGAACGAGGAGUGGCAGCCAAGAAGGAGUAUGUGUGUCAGCUGUGCGAGAAGACAGGGAGCCUCCUGCUGUGCGAAGGCCCCUGCUGCGGUGCCUUCCACCUCGCGUGCCUCGGGCUGCCCAGGAGACCAGAGGGAAAGUUCACCUGCAUGGAGUGCACCUCAGGGAUCCACUCGUGCUUUGUGUGCAAGGAGAGCAAGGCGGAGGUGAAGCGCUGUGUCGUGACCCAGUGUGGGAAGUUCUACCAUGAGGCCUGUGUGAGAAAGUUCCCCCUUACUGUGUUCGAGAGCAGGGGCUUCCGCUGCCCGCUGCACAGCUGUGUCAGCUGCCACGCUUCAAACCCUUCCAACCCGCGGCCCUCAAAAGGUAAAAUGAUGCGCUGCGUACGUUGUCCGGUGGCCUAUCACGGAGGGGAUGCAUGCCUGGCGGCUGGGUGUGCGGUGAUUGCAUCCCACAGCAUCAUCUGCACGGCCCACUUCACCGCUCGGAAGGGGAAGCGGCACCAUAGCCAUGUCAACGUGAGCUGGUGCUUCGUAUGCUCCAAAGGCGGAAGCCUCCUGUGCUGUGAAGCCUGCCCAGCUGCCUUCCACCCGGACUGCCUGAAUAUCGACAUGCCCGAUGGCAGCUGGUUCUGCAAUGACUGCAGGGCUGGGAAGAAGCUGCACUUCCAAGACAUCAUCUGGGUCAAACUUGGCAACUACAGAUGGUGGCCGGCAGAAGUUUGCCAUCCCAAAAAUGUUCCCCCAAAUAUUCAGAAAAUGAAGCACGAGAUUGGAGAAUUCCCUGUGUUUUUCUUUGGGUCUAAAGAUUAUUACUGGACGCAUCAGGCGCGAGUAUUCCCGUACAUGGAGGGGGACCGGGGCAGCCGCUACCAUGGGGUCCGAGGGAUCGGAAGAGUCUUCAAAAACGCACUGCAAGAAGCUGAAGCUCGUUUUCGUGAAGUCAAACUUCAAAGGGAAGCACGGGAAACACAGGAGAGCGAGCGCAAACCCCCGCCCUACAAGCACAUCAAGGUGAAUAAGCCUUAUGGGAAGGUCCAGAUCUACACAGCUGAUAUCUCGGAAAUCCCAAAGUGUAACUGUAAGCCCACAGACGAGAAUCCCUGUGGCUUUGACUCAGAGUGCUUGAACAGGAUGCUGAUGUUCGAGUGCCACCCGCAGGUGUGUCCCGCGGGCGAGUACUGCCAGAACCAGUGCUUCACCAAGCGCCAGUACCCAGAGACCAAGAUCAUCAAGACAGAUGGCAAAGGGUGGGGCCUGGUGGCCAAGCGGGACAUCAGAAAGGGAGAGUUUGUGAAUGAGUAUGUCGGUGAGCUGAUCGACGAGGAGGAGUGUAUGGCAAGGAUCAAGUACGCACAUGAGAACGACAUCACGCACUUUUACAUGCUCACCAUAGACAAGGACCGGAUAAUCGAUGCUGGGCCCAAAGGAAACUACUCCCGGUUUAUGAACCACAGCUGCCAACCCAACUGUGAGACACUCAAGUGGACAGUGAAUGGGGACACCCGCGUAGGCCUGUUCGCUGUGUGUGACAUUCCUGCAGGGACAGAGCUGACUUUUAAUUACAACCUUGAUUGUUUGGGCAAUGAGAAAACGGUCUGUCGGUGCGGAGCCUCCAACUGCAGUGGAUUCCUUGGGGACAGGCCAAAGACCUCAGCAUCCCUUUCUUCAGAGGAAAAGGGUAAAAAGACCAAGAAGAAAACCAGAAGGCGCAGAGCCAGGGGGGAGUGGAAGAGGCAAUCAGAGGACGAGUGUUUCCGCUGUGGCGACGGCGGGCAGCUGGUGCUGUGUGACCGCAAGCUCUGCACCAAGGCCUACCACCUGUCCUGCCUGGGCCUACGCAAGCGGCCCUUUGGGAAGUGGGAGUGCCCGUGGCAUCACUGCGAUGUGUGUGGCAAACCGUCUGCGGCGUUUUGCCACCUCUGCCCGAAUUCACUGUGUAAGGAGCACCAGGACGGGGCGGUGCUGCGUACCACGCAGGACGGGAGGUCUUACUGCUGCGAGCAUGACUCGGGGGCACAGGCCAGCCUGCGCAAAGCCAAGGCUGAGAAGCCUCUUCCGGAGCUGGCCAAGUCCAAGGGGAAGAGGAGGAAAAGGCGGUGCUGGCGGCGGGUGACGGAGGGCAAAUAGUGCCAGGAGCCACUUGGUCUGGUCCAGGGGUGCAGGCCCCGCCCAGGCCCACGUGACAGAUGUAUGGGCAUCCAGGAUGGGGUGCCCCCACUGAGCCAUCACAGAGCUGGCUGCGCCUGCACUGAUGCUGCCACUGAUGCCACCGCUGGGCUUCUGCCGGGGACUAGGGCAGAGCAGCUGGGCAGCCGCUGUUGCUGUCCUCCAGAGACUGGGCCUGAAUGUGUAGAGUAGUUUCCAAGGCUGGGCGUAGCCUCCCCGGAGUCCCACAGUCCUGGACUUUGACCUUCUUUCCCUUUUCUUGAAACAGUUGUACGUUUUCUGUACUAAUGUGAAUUUUUCUCCAAACGCUUGGCUUCCCCCCGAGGCUGAGCUAGUGGCUCCUGCCACCUUCUCCCUCUGGAUUUGGCCCCACCUGCCUCAGCAGCAUUGCUGCUCCCCGGUUUAAGAACACACAUUCAGGGGAAGCUUUGUAUAUUUUUUAAAUUUGGCUUUUCUUUACCAGUUUCUGGCUUUUAUUUUAAAUAUAUUUUUGCUAAAUCUGUCUCACAAAUUACCACUGACAAAACAUGUCAUUCCCUGAUGUGUCCUGAGUGCUCCUGCAACAGCAGCAGCAAACUGGGACCUGCCUGUCUACACCAGUGAGUCCCAGUGCCCCUGGGGAUGUCUGCAGGCAGCCCUAGGCUGGUCUAUCCCAGGCUCCACCCACCCAUCUCCAAGAUUUCCGCCCCUUGGGCAGUGAAAGGCCUGGCUCAAUAGCCAGCGAGGAGCCCCUCAAAGAUCUGAUCAUCCAAUUCCAAGAAAAGGGGCACACACACCUUGGGUGCUGCUCAGCACAGCCACUGCAGAGCCACCACUGUCCUCAGGAAGCCAUGGGGUCACCCAAACUGUUCUACUGCCCCUCAUCUGGCAGACCCACGCCUCUGCCUGCAGGGUGCUCAUGUUUUGGCUCAGGGGAAGGACCUGCUAAGCACCGGGGAACCAGCACCCGACUCGGUCGUGGUCCAUGAAGGGACCCAAAGGAACCAGCAGCACCCCAACUGGCUGGCUGCCCAGUCUCAGUCACCUCUGGAAACGACUGACCUGCCACAAGGCAGCUGGGCCUGCCCAGCCCCGCUCCGUCCAUGCUUGGAAAGUCCUGGACUGUGUCACAGGGGUUUGCUGCUUCUGCCUCAGUGACAGGCUGGGCAGGGCCCCUGGCUGGUAGAGCCCAUGGCCCAGCUCUUCACGGAUGUGGCAGCACAUCCCUCAUCCUGCAGAUCCCUUCCCAGCAGCUGAACGACUUCUGCAAAAGUCAGUGUCAGAUCAGUUUUGCAGUGCACUUUGGGGCGCAGAUUAACUUAUUUUUGUAUUUGACAGUAGUAAGAUCUUAUGAGUUUUGAGUCACUUUGAUAUUAUUUCCAAAUUAUUUUAUCUUUCUGAAGGAAAUAUUGCAAAAAAUUUAAGUGAAAUCCCUUUCCAAAGGCUAUUAAUGAGCAAAUAACACUAACUUUGAAAAUCUUUAUUAGACCAGUUUGGAAAUCUUGAGUCCAAGGCCUUGGGUGUCCAAGGUACAAGGGCCUUUCCCGCUGGGGGUGGGGGCACCAGCUUGGGGUGGUGGCCGGGCCAGGGCUCUGAGUGCCUGGGAGGCUGCGCGGGGUGGGGGGGUGUGUCUGGUGACUGGAUACCAGCUUUGGUCCUUGUCAUUACUGUGAAGCAAAGCCAUGCCAGCUGCCCAGCACCCCAGGACUCUGCAUCAGGGCUGAAGGGCUGAGUCACUGACCAUGCCACAGUGGCUGGCACAUGGUCUCCGUGGAGGGCCUCUGGUGGGAGCAGGGGAUAGGGCCCAGCCCUCCUGCUCUGCCUGGGCUGCUGCCCAGCACCUCCACAUCCCAGGCACACUCAGGCUGGCAUUUCCAGUGAACCAUGCCUAAGUGCACAGUGCCUGCCUGCAGAACUACCUGAUUUUUAGGAAUUAUAGAUACCACGAGCCACCGCCAGCUGCAUUCUGAGCAGUGUCCUGGUGACUGUCAGGAGUGGUGCUGCAUGUGCUGUGUCACCACACCCUCAGAAACCCAACAUGUUCAGUGUGCUUGCUGUGUCCCAGUCCCACAGGACAGAAGGUCAGGUUCCUUCCGGAACACUGGGUGCUAUCACCAGGUCUCAUAGUUAGAUUUUAAAACUUGAAAUUCACCUUUUUGGGGGAGGGGGGAUAUACUGAAAUAGAUUCGAGAAUUGCCAGUUGAGGGGAAAUAGCAUUUAAAGUGGAAAUUUGUGUUUGGAAGAUUGUGUAUGAGUAUUUUUGUAUUAAAAGCAUUUUAAAGGCC